AUGAAAGUCUUUGUUGUCUUCGCACAUCCCGAGCCUCGCUCACUCACCGGCAGCCUGCUCCGCGUCACGGUCGACGAACUCGAGGCCCAGGGCCACGAGGUUCGGGUCUCAGACCUGUACGCAAUGAAGUGGAAGCCCCAGCUCGACCGCGACGACUUCCCCCAGCAUCCCGCCGAGGAGCCUCUCAGUCUUACCACAGCAUCAGCGGCCGCUGCGGCAUCUGAUUCGCACACAGAAGACGUCAAGCGCGAACAGGAGAAGCUCCUGUGGGCUGACGCCAUCAUUCUCCAGUUCCCGCUGUGGUGGUACUCUAUGCCGGCUAUAUUGAAGGGCUGGGUAGACCGGGUCUUCACGUCGGGCUUUGGAUACGGCCUGGGCGAAUACAACGAAAAGCGCUGGGGCGAUCGAUACGGAGAAGGGAGGUUGGAGGGAAAGCGCGCGAUGCUCAUCGUCACCGUUGGAGCCCCGAGCCAGCAAUAUUCUGCCCGUGGCAUCGCUGGUCCCAUUGAGGACAUUCUCUUCCCGAUAACUCACGGGAUCCUCUUCUACACCGGCGUCGACGUUCUCCCGUCAUUCGUCUACUGGAUGGCCUACCGAUCGAACGAUGAGGCUUUCCAGGCGGCGGCAGACGAGCUUCGUCAGAGGCUGCGCGACCUGCCCGUCACUGAACCCAUUCCCUACCGACACCAGAACGCCGGGGACUAUGAGAUCCCGUCGCUGCUUUUGAAGCCGGGGCUGGAGAAUAGUUCAGAUUCGGGGUUCUCUCUGCACAGGCGCACGGUCAAUGGGUGA
Messenger RNA from Colletotrichum destructivum, 792 nucleotides. Its product is annotated as Putative Flavoprotein-like superfamily. The transcript has a single exon. Lineage: Eukaryota; Fungi; Ascomycota; Sordariomycetes; Glomerellales; Glomerellaceae. Gene Ontology annotation, cellular component: cytosol. The record is from RefSeq and is a predicted model, not a curated record. Gene Ontology annotation, molecular function: NAD(P)H dehydrogenase (quinone) activity. The coding region runs from base 1 to 792 and encodes 263 amino acids.